AUGGCCGGUUUCAAGUCGUCUAGUAUUAUUGUUGUUGUUAUUGGGGGUCCUUGCGAUCUCUGUCAAAAUCUUGGAUCUCGAUUGAUCGCCCUGACAGAGCGCUUAGGUGGUUUCAUGGCUUCGAAUAUUAUUAUCGUCGCACUGAACCUGAUGACUUCCGAUAUGGCCGUGAUCACGCCUUCGACUGGACUAUCUUGGUUAACGGCUCCGCUGGACAUGGACGUGUCAAUUGAUUGCGUGGUUAGACUCUUUUUUUCCUCUGCCCUUCCUGCGUUAUCUUCGGAUCUUCUACCUCGCAUUCUGAUUCCGGGCAAAGUUGGACGCGACGCGACGUAA
Messenger RNA from Paecilomyces variotii, 336 nucleotides. RefSeq lists its product as hypothetical. The transcript has a single exon. The record is from RefSeq and is a predicted model, not a curated record. NCBI's taxonomy places the organism in Eukaryota, Fungi, Ascomycota, Eurotiomycetes, Eurotiales, Thermoascaceae. Bases 1 to 336 code for a protein of 111 amino acids.